AUGACAUCCAAGUGUCGUUCAUAUGUUAAUCAUUUUGAGCUUAUUACGUUGCGUGACUUCAAAUUUGAUGAACGCUUUGCUCAUUAUUGCUCGAAUGAUAUCAAAAAGUAUUGUGCAGAAGACAAUUCAAACAAAGCGGAAGUGAUUCGUUGUUUAUCGACUGUCAUGUUUGAGCAUAAAGUGUUGGGGACAAAAGAUGAUUUGGAAAAAGAUUGUAAGAAACAUUUGAAGACUGCAUAUCUUCAUCAAGAACAGGUGAAUUUCGAUGAUAAAUCGCAUAUGUUAUAUGCUGACCCGACAUUAAUGAAAAAAUGUGAGGAAGAACUUGAUCGACUGGGGUGCAGAAAAGAGAAGUAUUUUGAGGACGUUGUUGAAUGUCUGCGUGUAAAAUAUGAUGAGCUUGGCUUAGAAUGUAAGGCAGCAGUUUUCACGCGCGAAAAAAUCGAAGCUAUAGAUAAUCAGUUUGAUGAUGAACUUCAGCGCCAUUGCCAUACUGAUAUAGACAAAUAUUGUCAUGCAGAAAAAGGAGAUCGAGUAUUGGAGUGCUUGAAAAAUAUGAAAAUUCUUCGUUCAUUGUCAUCCAAAUGUCAAAAGAUUGUGAUAGAAAGAAUGCGAGAGCAAGCUAAAGAUGUGCGAUUAAAUGUUGGUCUUUUAGAAGCGUGUAGAGAAGAAGCUGAGCAGUAUUGUCCCGAUGAUUACAAGAAAAUAAACGAUCCACAAUAUGCUAAGAAAACACUAGAAGGCGUUUUUGUUAUGUGUUUGCGUACACAAUACACGAAUCCGCAGAAAUCAGUUCAUUUGAAUGCUAAGUGCAAAGAUGAGAUAGCAAACGUUAUUUUGGAGAGCGAAUUUGAUGUUCAGUUAGAUCCACAACUUUACCGAGCAUGCAAGAAUGUUAUUACGAAACACUGUUCUUAUAGUGUGAUGAAGAGUGGUGGUACUUUUGAUUCAGUUUUAGAAUGCCUAAAAUCAGAUUUCAGGCAUGGUGCCAUAAAAGAUGCCGAUUGUGUGGCGCAGGUUGCUAGACGCUUACAAGAAUCAUUGGUUGAUAUUCAUCUUGAUCCAGUUCUUCAUGAGGUUUGCGCCAAUGAUCUCCAAAGAUUAUGUCAUGAUGUGCCGCCUGGACAAAGUCGAUUAAUUAUUUGUUUAUUGGAUGCUCUGAAAAAUGUAAAAAGUAGACUUUCAUCGGCAUGCAGAGACAAACUUACAGAACGAAACAGUCUAUGGAAUAAAGCUCAUACGGAACAGCAGAUGAUACUGCCAGAGUCAUUUGGUGAAAUAGUGAACAUUAUAGCCAGCCAUCCGCAGAGAACUUCGUUACUAACUUGGUUUGGUGGGUUAGUUUUGUUAUUGUUUCUUAUCGGAUGUUGUUGUGGACGAGCAACAAAACGCAUAAAGCGGGAAUUGAAAAAUCGUUGA
This is a messenger RNA of Thelazia callipaeda (thelaziosis nematode), 1419 nucleotides long. The record is from the annotation of a GenBank genome assembly. Lineage: Eukaryota; Metazoa; Nematoda; Chromadorea; Rhabditida; Thelaziidae.